Anopheles cruzii is the source of this 4791-nucleotide messenger RNA. RefSeq names its product beta-1,4-glucuronyltransferase 1-like. Lineage: Eukaryota; Metazoa; Arthropoda; Insecta; Diptera; Culicidae. The coding region runs from base 181 to 1917 and encodes 578 amino acids. The transcript has 8 exons. The record is from RefSeq and is a predicted model, not a curated record.
UCUCUCCCGGCAAACAUCCCGCCUGGAAGGGAGGAUCCAGUCUAGACUACCAAAAAGGACAGACCAACAGACGGCGGCGGUGUCAGUUCCCAGGCCCAGAACCUUUACCCUUUCACUGUACGGAACGUGUCAGCGUUCAGCGUCAACGGCCCCAAACUGAAGCUCCCAAACGUCAUCAGAAUGCGUCGCAACUGGCUUCUGCGCUGCAGCAUCCUGAUCAACGUGGCGGUGGUGCUGUACAUCGGCAGCCACCUGCUGAUCGGCAGCGGCAACUUCGCCAUCGGUCCGGCCUACAUCAUUGCGGACGAGGUGCUGAAGCAGCCGGCCGCUGCCGCCCAGUACAAGGCCUUUCUAUCGCCACAGCAGCAACAGCAGCAGCAGCGGUUGCUGGCGGAGGCCGAGCAGCAACUCUACGACCAACAGCAGCAGCAGCAGCAGCAGUCACCUCAGCAAGGACACAGUAGUUUAGUGUUAAAAAUUCAAGAAAAUGGGAUCGGUGUGCCGGAGGUGUCCCAGCAGCGCCAGCUGGCCGCAGUGAUACAGCAGCAGCAGCAGCAGCAAGAGCAGCAGAUACUGGAGGUGGUUCGCGAUGUAGAUAACAGUAAUCUUAACGUAGACGAUAGUCGCUUCGAUGUGCCAACGGAGAAGAGCACCUCCCGGAAGCUGCCCGGCCCCGAUGUGCUCUAUCAGGACGGCGGACCUCCGGGGCCCGCCGGUGGUGGCGGUGCGGUGGCGGGAGUGAUCAAUGGCACCGACAUCUUUUCCACCACCGCAUCGCUGGAUUUCGAUGCCAAGCUAAGGACACUGCUCAACUGUCACGACCGGGACUACGAGCCGUACAUCGCCCAGCGGGGCGACUUCUGGGUGCUGAAGAACUACAUCCGGGCCGAGCACGGUGAGCUGCGGUGCCACGAGACCGUCAGCUAUACGACGCACGCCGACUACACCUUCCUCGACAAUCUGGUACCACUGCUGGAAAGGUGGAACGCACCAAUUAGCCUUGCGCUGCACGCGCCGGGCACGGAUUUUGUGCCCACGAUCAAUUCGAUUAAGUAUCUAAGAGACUGCAUACCAGAGAGUCAUUUAGUGCGACAGUUUGUCACAUUUCAUAUUUAUUUUAGUAGUAAACAUAUUCCAAAAUUCGUUCCUAAACACAAUCAAGUAUUAGACACGCCGUACAACUGCUCGCUGGCGGUGCCGUACUUUAACGUGUCCGCCGCGCAGCUGUACAAAACGCAGAAGAAGCUGCUCUACCCGGUCAACGUCGGCCGCAACGUGGCCCGCGACGCCGCGAUGACCCAUUUCCUUCUAGCUAGCGAUAUCGAAUUGUACCCCAACCCGGGGCUAGUGCAUAAGUUUCUCGAAAUGAUCGCCCGGAACGAGCCGGUGCUGCAGCGCAAGAAUCCACGAGUCUUUCCACUGCCGAUAUUUGAGGUAGAUAAUAAUUCACCGGUGCCACGGGAUAAGGCCGAGCUGCAGGAGCUGCUGCGCUCCGGCAAAGCGAUACCCUUCCACAAGCGGGUCUGCUCCAGCUGCCACGGAGUGCCCCGGUCCAAGGAGUGGAUAGCGGCCAACGAAACCGACGAUUUGGGCGUGUUUUACAUUGGCAAACGGAUCGGAUACUUUGUGCACUGGGAACCGAUCUACAUCGGAACGCACGCCGAUCCGCACUACGACGAGCGGUUAAGUUGGGAGGGAAAAAGUGAUAAAAUGACACAAGGUUACGCACUUUGUGUGCUCGACUACGACUUCCACAUACUGGACAAUGGCUUCCUGGUGCACAAGCCCGGCAUCAAGGUGCUGAAGAAGGACCCGAAGCGUGCGAUGCUGGCGGCGAAAACGAACCAGCUGAUCAAGAAGAUCAUCUACCCGGAGCUCCAGGUCAUGUACGGCACGCGGAAGGGCUGUGCCGUAUAGCUGAAGGGGAAACAACAUUAGUAUAAGGCCAACGAUAGUACUAAUGGUAACGAUACUGGUGGUGGUCCUGGUGGUGGUGGUGGUACUAGAGAUUAUGCUAUUCGGGAUCGUCUGGGUGGUAGACGUUCGCGGACCUCCCUGCCGUCGCUCGGUUCCUCCGGCUGGGCCCUAUCGGCGGCAGUGCAGUCCGGGGUGCCCGUCUACCGCCCGCACGUUAGUAGCCGUCGGAAGAAGGGCAAACCGAAGGGCUACAUCCGGCGCCGGCGGCGCUGAGGCGUGCCCGGGUGUGUUCCCUGACGACGGCCCCUUGUGUACAGGGUAAUCCAACGCACGGGAUGGGGGGGCUGUAUUUCGUAAGACGUAAAAAGACCGGUCGGUCAUUGGGGCCCUCUACAGACAGUGGGGGCCACUGGCCACAAUCAAUCGAUGCUCGAUGGAAGUGAUAUAUUUACUAAGGACGCUUUAGUUACGAAUUUUGUGUUACUUUAAACGAUAACAACUGAACCCUGGUGAUAGUGGCAGGCAGAGCGACGGCCUUGAUCGUGUAAUCGUGAACUCAUAGAUGUCCUUCCACACCGCCACCCUUUGUUUCACAACACCCACACUGGUCCGUGUUCCGUUCAAUGCACACAAAACACACGGCAAAAAAAUUCACCCGCACUGGAUGCACCCUAGAGACAUAGUCCUUCGAUUGGAUGUACAUGUUUGUGUGUGUUUCGAUGUGGAUAAAAUCUCUUAAAAUUCGAAAUUUAUGUCUAUAUCAAACGAUCUUGAACCCGCGAAGGGGACCACUCCGCUCACCAAAAAUGCAAAGGCAAAACAAUGUGGAAUUACUCCUCCUAGGUGCCGUGCCCAGGUGGGGUCAUACAGAAUUUAAUCCAUUCAACUCUUCAACAAUCCAUAACAUAACAUCGCUUGUUAUUUAUUCACCGCCGCCAGAUUCGGUGCCACAACGUUCACCACUAAGAGAUAAUGACGAGGUGAACAAGUGUACGGAGAGCUCACCCAGAAGAAGCAUAGAAGCAUAGUUUGGUAGACAUUUUAUAAAGAGAGGCACAUUUUACAUGAAACUCACACAGCCCGUGACACUGGCGACAAGAAUUCACAAGACCAAGCACUGAGCAAUGAUAUAUACUUGCAAAAAUUGUCUGCAAAACGGAUCGGUAGAUGAGCUAAAUGACACUAAAGUAGUAAGUUGCCAGUACACUCCCUUCUUCGACACACACACACACACACACAAAGAGCCAAGAGUUAUCGAACAAAACCGCAUGAUAUUGUUUUUCGUACGAAUUUGCAAAAUCUCGCAUCACUAUGCGCCAACUGACAAUUAUGAAUAUUGGACUGUUGAAUCUCGGCAGUAGUAGUAGCAGAGAGGAGCCUCUGUAUUAUACUUUGUUUGCUCGACACGGACACUGUGCGUAGAGCCGUAACCUAUUUGCUAUAAGCAGCGUUAGCGCGGAGUAACAUUAAUACAGAAAACAAAACACUAGUAACAUAUCGAGCAAAAACCCGAACAAGUAGUGUGAUAACAUACCUUAUGCAUGCUUUCUUCUCUCUACGAUAGAAUAUCAAAGAUUAGCGUUUCUUAGCGUUUGCGUUUCGUAAGCUAACACAUUUUAUACUCUCCUGACGCUAGUCUGUGCGGCAUUGUUUCGUUUGCACAGCAGCGAAUAGCAGACACAAAGGUGAUCUUUACCUUUUCACGGACCGGAAAUCUCUAUCUCUCUCUUUAUCUCAAUCUCACGUGAGUAGCAUGUUUUAGUUCAUGUCUCCAUAGAUAAGUGCCUUAUUCGUACUGAUGUAUGUAAAACACACAACAGGAGAGCAAAAAAAGUCACACUCAUACACGACCGAUCACGAUGGAAAUGGUAGCAAAACACGAUCACUGGGAAGAAGUGAAGAAAACUAUACGAAAACGAUCACUCACAAGUCGGCAACAAAAAGACACUAAAGUAACGUUCAUGAAGGAUUAACAAUCUUAUACAGAUUGCGGGAUGAAACAAGAAUCUCACAAGCAAAUCGUACUCGUAAAUGGCGAUGCCAGAAUGUAGCGCUGUUCUCUCUCUCUCUCUAUCUCUUUUAACAAUUCGCAUUAUCUCGUAGCAGGACGCACGCAUUAUUGCGUAUCUAGCGCAUUGCGAUUGAAGAAGCAAACAAAAAUAGAGAAUAUACUUUUAAACACCACGGAAGCAAUAGGUUAAACUAAGUUAACAAAUUACUUUAGGGUAACGGAGGAAGAGUGGCAUCGAGACACUACCGAUACCGGUUGCUUCACUUUUCAUCCACCAGUUGACUACUAGAUGCACUGGUAGCUCAAGAAAGGUAACACAGUUUUACUAGCGCCCCUAGAGUUAGGAUUAGGCCUAGUCAGAGUAGCCCAGGAACAAGGAGAGCAGGUGUUACGUUGUAAGAGUACCUUUUAAUUGUACAUAGUUUGGUUUUGCCAGGUUUCUCGCUUUCACCCCUAGCCUCUGAACCCCUAAAAAGACCCCUCAGUUGCGCCUGUGUUCGCCGAUUUCGAUUGUUGUUUUAUUGUUUGUUUGGGCUUGUUUUGCGUUUGUGAUCCUGAAUCUCACUUUGCCACCCUUAGCACCGAAGACAAACGAUCGUAAACGACGCGAGAGGGGAUCGUCCACAGGAGCAGCGAUCAGUGUACAGAGUAGGAAAAGUUUAACAAAUCCGAGGAAGAGAGGAACGACGUGUAAAGUAUUUGCGUAAAACGAUAAACACCGUAGAAAGGGAAAAGCGGAACGCGGUGCGGAACGUGAGUGCAGCACGCAGGAUCGGCACACACAUACACACGCAUGCAAAACCCUGGAAGUAAUCGAUGUAUUUCCAUAGAAGUGUUCCUUUUUCACAUAAAAAAAGAGAAGA